Molecule: messenger RNA, 1527 nt
Organism: Penicillium nucicola
Lineage: Eukaryota; Fungi; Ascomycota; Eurotiomycetes; Eurotiales; Aspergillaceae
Exons: 4
Coding region: 1-1527 (508 amino acids)
Biological process (GO): transmembrane transport
Cellular component (GO): membrane
Molecular function (GO): transmembrane transporter activity
Source: RefSeq, a predicted model, not a curated record
AUGGCAAUGAAGGAGGCGUUCAACGCCUCGACAACCGAAGAUGUCGCCCUCGAGCAUAUGGGCUACCAGCAAGAAUUCAAGCGCUCAUUCGGCCUACUCGACAUGGUCGGAUUCAGCUUCAGCAUAGUAACAUGCUGGACAGCGCUCAGUGGAGUAUUCAUCAUCGGCGUCGAAGCAGGCGCCAUGGCUGAGAUGUGUUCACGCUGGCCUGUGGCGGGAGGUCAGUACUCGUGGGUUGCAAUGCUAGCGCCGCCACGAGUAUCGCGACAAUUGUCCUAUAUAACCGGGUGGUUCAUGUUGAUUGGCAUCCUGGCAAUGGGCGCCGUCAACAAUUCAGUCGGAUCAAAUUUCAUUCUAGGACAAGCGAACCUCAUCUUCCCCGACUUCGUCAUCGAACGAUGGCACACAGUCCUCGUCGCCUGGGCUGUAGGUCUAUUCGCGCUAGCAGUGAAUAUCUUCGCGCCUCACGCUUUACACCGUCUCUCGCGAAUAAUCCUGCUGUGGAACAUCGCCUCGUUCAUAAUCGUGAUCAUAACCCUACUCGCAACAAACAAGCAGAAGCAACCGGCAAGCUUUGUCUUCCACGACUUCCGAAACAUGACCGGUCUAGGUACGGCCAUGGCGACGAUCGUCGGUAUCCUGCAAUCCUUUUUCGGGAUGUGCUGCUACGACGCGCCGAGUCAUAUGACUGAAGAAAUGACGCAUGCCAGUCGCGAUGCUCCGAGGGCAAUUGUUCUGUCUGUUCUUAUGGGCGCCGUGACGGGCUUCGUGUUCCUGCUUACGCUCUGCUUUUGUAUGGGCGACAUUGGGUCGACGGCUGGGUCGACGACUGGUGUUCCUGUUAUUCAGAUCUUUUAUGAUUCCACGCGGUCAAAGGUCGGGACUUGCUUUUUGGCGAGUUUGAUUACCGUUAUUGUUAUCGUUGCGUCUGUUAGUCUUGUUGCUGAGGGCUCGCGGUCUGUUUAUGCUUUUGCUAGGGAUCAUGGAUUGCCGUUCUCCGCUUUGUGGUCGAAGGUUGAGCCUAAGAGGAAGAUUCCUGUGUAUUCUAUUGUUCUCACGUUGGUGGUGCAGCUGGCUUUGAAUGCCAUCUACUUUGGGACGGUGACGGGUUUCAACACGAUUGUUUCGCUGGCUACUACGGGAUUUUAUGUUUCCUACGGCCUUGCCCUGUUCUCCCGGUUAUUGGGCUAUUUCUUCGGCCAUCAAACUUCCUCUUUUGAGGGAUCAUCAUAUUCGCUGCCUCUUCCCGUGUCCCUCGGCUUCAAUGCCAUCGGCUUGGUCUUUUUGCUAUUUGCUUCCAUUACAUUCAACUUUCCAUCUGGGGCGCCGGUCACUUCGGAAUCAAUGAAUUACACCAGUGCUGCGAUCGGCUUGGUCACACUACUGAGCAUUGUUACCUGGUUCACUACCGCAAGGAAACGAUUUACCGGGCCAUCGGAUGUCAGAAACAUUAUACUGGAGGGUGUAGAGAGUCCUUCAGCAUUGGGGGCUGAAACUUACUCCAAGGAGAGCACGGAAAUUAAAUAG